AUGGGCAUAUUGAACGGCAAUAUUCCACUAAACAACUUGCGUUCUCAAGACGACAACUUACCCUCAGAUACCUCUAUUGAACAGAAACGAACAGAAGAGACAGUGCUAGAAAAGUUUGUCCCUUAUGCGCCCAAUAACGAAAACAAACUACCACUGGAUGAGAUUCAGUUGGAUCGCAAAAGACACAUUGACUACCUGAAGAAAGGUUUAAAUGGCCUUGGUCGUUGGGGAUCUAGUUUGGACGCUAGCAAACCAUGGUUGGUCUAUUGGAUAUUCCAUUCACUCGAUUUAUUGGAAUACAAGUUCGAUAACAACCUCAUUGCCAGAUCCAUCGAGACAUUCAAGAACUGGCAGUUACCUACAGGUGGUUUUGGAGGUGGAUCAGACCAACUAGCUCAUUUAGCAACAACCUAUGCUGCUGUCAAUGCAUUGGCAAUUACUGGCACCAAGGAAGCUUACGAUGUAUUGAACAGAGAAACACUGUACAACUUUUUAUUGAGCAUGAAGCAGCCUGAUGGAUCAUUCACCAUGCACCAAGGCGGCGAAAUUGAUAUUCGAGGAUCCUAUUGUGCGUUAUCUGUAGCAGCAUUGAUCAACCUACUUACGCCUGAACUGACAGAGAAUUGCAUUGAUUUCAUUGCACGAUCACAAACGUACGAGGGAGGCAUUGGCCCAUAUCCGGGCAAGGAAGCACACAACGGCUAUACAUUCUGUGGGCUAGCAGCCAUGGAAAUUUUAGAUGGAUUCUCGAGAUUUGACAUGCAGAAACUAGUCAGUUGGUGCUCAGGGCGACAAAUGGGCCUGGAAGGCGGAUUUCAAGGUAGAACCAACAAGCUGGUAGAUGGCUGUUAUUCGUUCUGGGGAGCAGGUGAUUUCCCCAUCCUUCAAGCGCAUUUGCAGUGGGAGGACUAUUUGUUUGAUAGAGAGGCUCUGCAAGAAUAUAUAUUGAUUUGCUGCCAAUCAGGGUACGGUGGCUUGAUUGAUAAGCCAGGCAAAGGAGCAGAUUACUACCAUACGUGCUACUGUCUGUCUGGCUUGUCUGUAGCUCAACAUCGCUUGGAUUUUCAUCACAAUGAUCAGGUCAAGGGUGGGUUGCGAUCCUUGUUGUGGGCCAGUAGAAACGAAUACGUCAUUGUAGGCGAUGUCAAUAAUCUGUUAGCUGCUGCUCAUCCCGUCCACAACAUCACAUUGCGUGCUGCAAGGAACAUCAUGCACUAUUUUUAUGCAGAUCAGCUUAAGGAUGUUGAACUGCCCAACGACGAUGAACCCGAAGAGUGUCAAUAA
Molecule: messenger RNA, 1284 nt
Organism: Mucor velutinosus
Lineage: Eukaryota; Fungi; Mucoromycota; Mucoromycetes; Mucorales; Mucoraceae
Exons: 5
Coding region: 1-1284 (427 amino acids)
Biological process (GO): protein farnesylation
Cellular component (GO): protein farnesyltransferase complex
Molecular function (GO): protein farnesyltransferase activity
Source: RefSeq, a predicted model, not a curated record